CACAUGGUGACCGCCAUCUAGGAUCCGCACGUGGAUAUGGCUGCCUCCGUGUGACACACGGGACGAGACUGGCUGUCUCAAUUGUGGAAUAGCCCUUCCUAUCUUUUCCCCUAUUUUCUUCGCACAGAAUCCCGCCCCGAUGUCGUACUUGCAGACCGAGAUCAUCACUCACACCCGAAAAGUCUGCAGCCUGUACAAGAGAGCGCUGCGAUGCCUCGAAUCCCACCAUACCGAAAAGUGGAAGUUCAGAUACGAAGCUGUCAUGCUUCGCCAGCGCCUCGAAGCGAAUAGGAAGGUGACGGACAUGCGAGAAGCGAAGGUUCUCCUCCUGGAAGGCGAGAAGGAACUCAUCGAAAAUGCGCACUAUCAACCCCUCAAAUUUUGGAAUUCCCCCGGUGGAGUAUGCUACGGGAGGGAAGUUAUACCCCAAGAUUGGGUUCUAGACUACUGGCAUCCUCUGGAGAAGGCCAUGUACCCUGAUUACUUUGCACGUCGAGAAGAGAGGAAGAAGGAGUUUGUGACAUGGUAUGAGAAGACCUAUGGGAAGCCUCAGGAGGAUCACCAUCAUUGAUCUGUGUUCUUGUGCAUUGACUUAGGACUAGGUAGGAAGUGUUUAUCAAUAAAUGUCAAAGUACCCUCAUAUAG
Darwinula stevensoni is the source of this 645-nucleotide messenger RNA. The record is from the annotation of a GenBank genome assembly. NCBI's taxonomy places the organism in Eukaryota, Metazoa, Arthropoda, Ostracoda, Podocopida, Darwinulidae.